CCCUUAAAAGUUAUCUUUGACAAAAAUCAACAGUUAGAUAUUCUGACAAGAGCACACAAAGGAUUAGGGCACAGAGGAGAACAAGCGGUGUUUGAAACUAUCCGGAUCAGGUUUUUUUGGCCGCAUAUGUUCAAUGACGUGCGUCACCAUGUGCGAUCAUGUCAUGAAUGCCAAAUCAGAAGCACUAGAAGAGUUGAAGUGCCUUUGACAAUAUCAACACCUAGUACGGUCUGGAGUAAGAUUUAUGUUGACAUAAUGCUCAUGCCGCUUGCUAAAGGAUACAGAUAUAUUGUAGCAGCCAGAGACAAUUUAUCUAGAGCCUCAGAAGGACAGGCCUUGCGUAGGGCAGACUCUAAGACACUGAUGAAAUUCUUCUGGGAACAAAUC
Heterobasidion irregulare TC 32-1 is the source of this 387-nucleotide messenger RNA. RefSeq lists its product as uncharacterized. The annotation marks the transcript as partial. The transcript has a single exon. Lineage: Eukaryota; Fungi; Basidiomycota; Agaricomycetes; Russulales; Bondarzewiaceae. The record is from RefSeq and is a predicted model, not a curated record.